Branchiostoma floridae (Florida lancelet) is the source of this 3412-nucleotide messenger RNA. RefSeq names its product ribonucleoside-diphosphate reductase large subunit-like. NCBI's taxonomy places the organism in Eukaryota, Metazoa, Chordata, Leptocardii, Amphioxiformes, Branchiostomatidae. Gene Ontology annotation, biological process: DNA replication; deoxyribonucleotide biosynthetic process. Gene Ontology annotation, cellular component: ribonucleoside-diphosphate reductase complex. Gene Ontology annotation, molecular function: ribonucleoside-diphosphate reductase activity, thioredoxin disulfide as acceptor; ATP binding. The record is from RefSeq and is a predicted model, not a curated record.
UCGCAAAUGGUAUGUGUCUACUGACCUAUAUCACGUGACUUCACUUUUGGCGCUCCAUUCAAGACGUCCAUUUCUCAGGGCUAGGCUGUUGUCCAAGUUUCUCCUCAAAAAUCCCCCCAAAUUCUUAUCUACUUCAAGAUGUACGUCCUUAAGAGAGAUGGCCGUCAGGAAAAAGUCCACUUUGACAAGAUCACCUCUCGGAUCCAAAAGCUCUGCUAUGGACUCAACAUGGAUUUCGUCGACCCAACCAAAAUCACCAUGAAGGUCAUCAAUGGCCUGUACUCCGGGGUGACCACUGUGGAGUUGGACACCCUGGCCGCGGAGACGGCUGCCACCAUGACCGUGAAGCACCCCGACUACGCCACCCUGGCUGCCCGCAUCGCCAUCUCCAACCUCCACAAGGAGACCAAGAAGGCCUUCACUGAUGUCAUGGAGGAUCUGUACAACUGGGUGAACCCCAAGACUAACCAACAUUCCCCUAUGAUCUCCAAGAAACUCAUGGACCUUGUCAUGAAGAACGCAGAUAGGCUGAACUCGGCUAUCAUCUAUGACCGGGACUUCAAGUACACCUACUUUGGCAUCAAGACUCUUGAGAGGUCCUACCUUCUAAGGAUAGAUGGAAAAGUUGCGGAGCGCCCUCAGCAUAUGCUGAUGAGGGUAGCCCUAGGAAUCCACUAUGAGGACCUCGAUGCUGCAAUUGAGACAUACAACUUGAUGUCUGAGAAGAAGUUCACCCACGCCUCUCCAACUCUCUUCAACGCUGGCACCAACAAGCCACAGCUCUCCAGUUGCUUCUUGCUGACCAUGAAGGAUGACAGUAUAGAUGGGAUCUACGAGACCCUGAAGCAGUGUGCUCUCAUCUCCAAGUCUGCAGGGGGCAUUGGGGUCAACAUCCACAAGAUCAGGGCUUCAGGCAGCUUCAUUGCAGGGACCAACGGGACAUCUAACGGUCUCCUCCCCAUGUUGAGAGUCUUCAACAACACGGCACGCUAUGUGGACCAGGGAGGAAACAAGCGCCCUGGUGCCUUUGCCAUGUACUUGGAGCCAUGGCACGCCGACAUCUUCGAGUUCCUGGAUGCUCGCAAGAACACGGGUAAGGAGGAGCAGCGCGCACGUGACCUGUUCUACGCCAUGUGGAUCCCUGACCUGUUCAUGAAGCGCGUGGAAGAGAACGGGGAGUGGACGCUGAUGUGUCCGCACGAGUGUCCCGGGCUCGAAGACUGCUGGGGGGAGGAGUUCGAGAAGCUGUACGAAGGCUAUGAGAAGGCUGGUAAGGGUCGUCGGACAGUGAAAGCCCAGCAGGUGUGGUAUGCUAUCAUCGAGGCCCAGACGGAGACAGGAAACCCCUACAUGCUGUACAAGGAUGCCUGCAACAGCAAGUCUAACCAACAGAACCUCGGCACCAUCAAGUGCAGCAACCUCUGCACAGAGAUUGUGGAGUACACCAGCCCUGAUGAGGUUGCAGUGUGCAACCUUGCCUCCAUCGCAGUGAACAUGUACGUGAAGCCAGACGGAACUUACGACUUCGAGAAACUGAAAGAGGUCACAGUGGUCAUCACACGCAACCUGAACAAGAUCAUUGAUGUCAACUACUACCCUGUCCCUGAGGCUGAGAACUCCAACAAGAAGCACCGGCCCAUCGGUAUCGGCGUGCAGGGCCUUGCUGACUGCUUCAUCCUCAUGCGGUACCCGUUUGAGAGCGAGGAGGCUCAGCACCUCAACAAGCAGAUCUUUGAGACCAUCUACUACGGAGCCAUGCAGGCCAGCUGCGAGAUCGCCAAGGAGCUGGGUCCCUACGAGACCUAUGAAGGCUGCCCUGUCAGUAAGGGUAUCUUCCAGUACGACAUGUGGAACGUGACCCCAACUGACCUCUGGGACUGGGCAGCACUCAAGGAACAGGUUAAGCAGCAUGGUGUCCGGAACAGCCUGCUGUUGGCCCCCAUGCCCACAGCCUCCACAGCACAGAUCCUGGGCAACAACGAGUCCAUCGAGGCUUACACCAGCAACAUCUACACCAGGAGGGUACUGUCUGGGGAAUUCCAGGUUGUGAACCACCACCUGAUGACUGACCUGACAGAACUGGGCCUGUGGAACGAAGAAAUGAAGAACAUGAUCAUUGCUAACAACGGCUCAGUGCAGAACAUUGAGGUUAUCCCAGAGACUAUCCGUAACCUGUACAAGACCACGUGGGAGAUUUCACAGAAAACCGUGAUCAAGAUGGCGGCAGACCGUGGCGCCUUCAUCGAUCAGAGCCAGUCUCUCAACAUCCACAUCGGCGAGCCCAACUACGGAAAGAUCACCAGCAUGCACUUCUACGGCUGGAAACUGGGUCUGAAGACAGGCAUGUACUACCUGCGCACACGCCCUGCCUCCAACCCUAUCCAGUUCACUGUGGACAAGUCAAAGCUGGCACAGUCGACCAAGGCAGAGAAGGAAAAACAGCUGGAGGCCAUGGUCUGCUCUCUCGAAAACAAGGACGAAUGUUUGAUGUGUGGGUCCUAAAGAAAUUCUAACAGAAAGAGUGUAACAAAAUCUGUACCCAAAACUUAUUGUUUUCCAGUUAUGUUGUCGUUGUUUCUCCAUUGUAUACAGUUCAAUCCAAUCAUGAUCAACAAGCACUCUGAAAUGCAUGUUAUACAACACCAUUGAUCAUCUUUCAUUGUUUUGUGAACUUUACAGAAAAGCUAUUCGCAAAACUGUCACUCUAUGAAAUAUAAAAAAAAAAUGAUUUAAUAGUACAUUAUAACAAAUAGUUUGUAUGUUACUAAUAGGGAAGACUAUUAUAAAGAUAUACAUGUAUUGUUUUUUCCUUGUAUGUAUACCAAGAAGUUUGAAACUUUGGAAAAUCAGACUACUUUGCCCACAUUGCAGAAAUGGACUCUUGACUCUGUAUUAUAUAUUUGUACAGGAGAAAGUGGAAUUUUUGUGAUAGCGUUAUAGUCACGUUUUUACAGUAGUGGAAACACUGACGCUUCAAGUUCUCGGUGAAGAAAACCAAAAGACAAGAACAAUAAAUACUGCAAACAUAAAUGCAUUUGCAUAGUGACAAUAUGCUUCUUGUAUAUUAUCUUAUCCUACUUUGUGUACUGAAGACUAUAGUUAUACUUAUAGAGGUAGUUGAAAUGUCUAAAGUUCUCCCAAAUCUGAAGUGACCAGUGAUACUUUCUGGUGGUCAACCUACUUUGUUUCACCGUUAUACCAAAAUAACUUUAGGAGACUUAUUAAUAGUGUUACACUUAAGACAUCAAGUACUCUUAUAGAUGUGUGCAUGUUUACUUUAACUGUGGUGUCUUGGUGCAGACGACUUGAAGUUUUUUUGUCUUCUUCCACGGCCAACAAGCACUGCCCCGAAUGAUGUAACUGUGUGUAUAUGUGGCUAAGUGGUUAGAAUAAAGGCUAUUUUCAAGUCUCU